Messenger RNA from Lontra canadensis (Northern American river otter), 4544 nucleotides. RefSeq names its product MIA SH3 domain ER export factor 2 (gene MIA2). The coding region runs from base 194 to 4381 and encodes 1395 amino acids. The transcript is spliced from 29 exons. Gene Ontology annotation, molecular function: protein binding. The record is from RefSeq and is a predicted model, not a curated record. Lineage: Eukaryota; Metazoa; Chordata; Mammalia; Carnivora; Mustelidae. Gene Ontology annotation, biological process: vesicle cargo loading; protein secretion; endoplasmic reticulum to Golgi vesicle-mediated transport. Gene Ontology annotation, cellular component: endoplasmic reticulum membrane; endoplasmic reticulum exit site.
AUUGCUGAUAGAGAGCGUUUGUCCCUCAAGUUAAGCCUAAAUGCCAGUUGAAAAAUGUAAUUAUCAAGGAAUUUAGAAAAACCUUUUUCUUUUAAAUUUAGUAGACAGAGUGGGGUAUCUCUUGUUUUGGCUGGUAUAGUUACGGGCUAAACAAUUGGCUUAAACCUUGUUUGGGAUUCCUGCUUGUUUUAGCAUGGCGGAGCUUGGAGUUCACAGAACUCUCCUUUUGGUAAUUUCUCUGACAGAGUGUCUUGAGGGCACAAAACUGCUGGCAGAUUUAAAAAAAUGUGGUGACUUGGAAUGUGAAACUUUAAUAAGCAGAGUCUUAGCCAUGAGAGAUUACAGAGGACCUGACUGCCGAUACCUGAACUUCACUAAGGGAGAAGAGAUAUCUGUUUAUGUUAAACUUGCAGGAGAAAGGGAAGAUUUGUGGGCAGGAAGUAAAGGAAAGGACUUUGGAUAUUUUCCCAGAGAUGCAGUACAGAUUGAAGAGGUCUUCAUAUCUGAGGAAGUUGAGAUAUCAACUAAAGAAUCUGAUUUUCUUUGUCUUCUUGGAGUAAGUUACACAUUUGAAAAUGAAGACAGUGAAUUAAACAGUGAUGAUAGCAAAAAUAUAUAUCUAUAUGAAGAAGAUAAAGACCAAAAGUCUAGUGUGUAUGAAAGUGAUUUUCAGAGAGAAUCUGGAUUUUAUUCAGCUUCUGAAAGUACUUUGUUUGAAGAUCAUUUUCCAUCAUCAGAAGCUCCUGAAGAUAUCAGAAGUACUAGUGAAUCAAAAGACUGGGAAGGAGUGGAUGCUGGAAGUAUGAAAGAGGAUUCUCUUCCAGAAGUGGAUCACAUCCCACCAGCUGAAGUAAAAGGAUGGUUUGGAUUUGGAAGGGGACUAGCUGAAGGAAAGACUUUUGAAUCAGUUAUUGAACCUCUACAAGAAAGUUCAUUUCAAAGUAGAAAAAUGGCAGGAGAAGAUGAGAAUGGCCUAGAGGAAUUAAAUAAUGAUGAACCCCAAACAGAACAAAAGCAAGAACCUGAAUUGGAAUUUGAUUUAGUGCCAAAGAAACAGUCUGAACUAGGUUCUGAGUCAGAGAACAUUAACAGUCCUGAAGCCACUAGUUGGUUUGGGGGUGGUUUUAAAAGUUAUUUAGGUUUUGGAGGUGAGGAUACAGGGCUUGAAUUAUUGUCGAAAGAAAGCAAUCCACCACUACAAGAUGCUCCUAAUUCCAUAUCAUCUGAAGAAGAACCCACAGUUCCAUGCCCAGAAAUAUUAACAGAAAAAGAAGACACAAUUGUCAAUGAUACCUCAAUUCUCAAGCCAAGUUGGUUUGAUUUUGGUUUUGGUAUGCUAGGCUUUGUAUAUACCAAUGAAGAUGAAAUUAUAUCAGAUGAUGGAAAAAGUGAAGGAGGAUAUGGAGGAGAUAAACAUGAACAUCUGCCAACAAGCAAAUUUGACCCUGAUAAGGAACAAGAAAUAAAAACAAGAGAAAUUAUGGAAACUGAAGAUCAAGUAAGCAAGGAAAGAGCCCCAGAGAAAAUAGAUGAUUCUGAUACCUUACCAUAUUUUAAAAAGUUCUUAUAUAAUUUUGACAGUCCUUGGAACUUCCAGGACAUUCCAAAGGAAACAGAAUUGCCAUUUUCUGAGCAGAUACAGGAUGAAAAUAAUGUAAUUGAAAAUGAUGAAACAGAAGAAUUUUCAGCUGAAAAUGAUCACACAGAUAAUAUGAAAGCUAUGAUGCUAAAAAGCAGAUCCAGUCAGUCAGAUAUGGCUUCUGAAAUAGAAUCACCCAGGAGAAUUCAUAAAGAAGUACUUUUCAAAACUCCAUCUUCUAAAAAUAAUGAUGAAAAAUCAAAAACAUUACUAGGUACUGAAGGAUCUACUCAGGCAGAAAUAGACAGAUCUGUGGAAAAUACCCUGCCAAACCAUCAAAUGGUUUCAACUGAUUACUUUUUCUCUUCUCAAGAAGAAGAUGCUUCUGAGUGUUGGAUUCUGAAAUAUUUAUUUCAAAUUGACAUUUGUGAUUUUAUGAGUUCUGCAUUUUCCCCAAUUAUAAUUCUUACAGAAAGGGUUUUGGCAGGAGUGCCUGAAGAUAUGAGACCAAAUUCCUAUGGUUUUCCAUGGGAAUUGGUGAUAUGUGCAGGUGUUUUUGGAUUUUUUGCUGUUCUCUUGUUUUUGUGGAGAAGUUUUCAGUCGGUUAGAAGCCGGCUUUAUGUGGAAAGAGAGAAUAAGCUUGCUGUAGAACUUUCUACACUAGUUGAUGAAAAAUGUAAACUACUUGAAAAAUUUAGCCUUGUUCAAAAGGAGUGUGAAGGCUUAGAAUCGUCUUUAAAAGAUGCCAGUUUUGAGAAGGAGUCAACAGAAGCACAAAGUUUGGAGACGGUCUAUGAAACUCUGAACAAGACUAAAUCUGAACUUGAGGAUGAAAUACUUUUUCUGGAAAACCAGUUAGAAAAAGAGAAAACUAAACAUUCUGAACAAGAUGAAUUGAUGGUGGAUAUUUCAAAAAGGAUACAGUCCCUAGAAGAUGAAUCAAAUUCUCUUAAAUCACAAGUGGCUGAAGCCAAAACAACCUUCAGAGUGUUUCAAAUGAAUGAAGAACGACUUAAGAUAGCUCUAAAAGAUGCUUUGAGUGAAAAUUCCCAACUUCAGGAAAGCCAGAAACAGCUUUUACAAGAAGCUGAAGAAUUGAAAGAACAAGUGAAUGAACUUAAUAAACAGAAAAUAGCAUUUGAAGACUUCAAUGUAGAUGCAGAACAAGUUCUGUGUGAUAAAGAAAAUCAGAUUAAGUCGCUGACUGAGCGCCUGAUAAAGAUGAAAGAUUGGACUGCUGUGCUGGGAGAAGACAUAGCAAAUGAUGAUAACUUGGACUUGGAAAUGAAUGAAUCAGAAAAUGAUAAUCAACCAAAAGGAGCUUUGAAGACGUUGGUUCAUGCUGCUAAGUUAAAGACAUCUUUAAAAACCCUAGAAGGAGAAAGAAACCAAAUUUACAUUCAAUUAUCUGAAGUAGAUAAGACAAAAGAAGAGCUUACAGAAUAUCUUGAAAAUCUCCAGACUGAGCAAGCAUCUUUACAGUCUGAAAAUACACAAUUUGAAAGUGAGAAUCAAAAGCUUCAGCAGAAACUUAAAGUGAUGACCGAAUUAUAUCAAGAAAAUGAAAUGACUCUUCACAGGAAAUUAACAGUAGAGGAAAAUUACAGACUGGAGAAAGAGGGGAAACUUUCCAAAGCAGAUGAAAAGAUCAGUCAUGCAUUUGAGGAGCUGGAGACAUACAGAAGGCGAGCCAAAGAUCUUGAGGAAGAAUUGGAGAGAACCGUUCAUUCUUAUAAAGGGCAGAUUAUUUCCUAUGAGAAAAAAGCACAUGAUAAUUGGUUGGCAGCUCGGAAUGCUGAAAGAGCUCUUAAUGAUUUGAGGAAAGAAAAUGCUUACAAUAGACAAAAAUUAACUGAAACAGAGUUUAAAUUUGAACUUUUAGAAAAAGAUCCUUAUGCACUUGAUGUUCCAAAUACAGCAUUUGGCAGAGAGCAUUCCCCAUAUGGUCCCUCACCAUUGGGUCGACCUUCAUCUGAAACGAGAGCUUUUCUCUCCCCUCCAACUUUGUUGGAGGGUCCACUCAGACUCUCACCUUUGCUUCCAGGGGGAGGAGGAAGAGGCUUAAGAGGCCCAGGGAAUCCUCUGGACCAUCAGAAUACCAAUGAAAGAGGAGACUCAAGCUGUGAUAGAUUAACUGAUGGUCGCAGAGCACCUUCAGACACUGGAUCCCUUUCACCUCCAUGGGAGCAGGAUCGUAGGAUGAUCAUUCCACCAUCAGGCCAACCAUAUCCUGAUCCAGCUCUUCUUCCACAAAGGCAAGACAGAUUUUAUUCUAAUUCUGGCAGACUCUCUGGGCCAGCAGAACUCAGAAGUGUUAAUAUGCCGUCUUUGGAUAAAGUGGAUGGACCAGUGUCUUCAGAAAUGGAAUCCAGUAGAAAUGAUAACAAAGAUGACCUUGGUAAUUUAAAUGUGCCUGAUUCAUCUCUCCCCGCCAAAAGUGAAGCAGCGGGCCCUGGCUUUGUUCCUCCACCUCUUGCUCCAUUCAGGGCUCCAUUAUUUCCAAUGGAUCCAAGGGGUCCAUUCAUGAGAAGAGGUCCUCCUUUUCCUCCACCUCCUCCAGGAAGCAUGUAUGGAGCUCCUCGAGAUUAUUUUCCACCAAGGGAUUUUGCUGGCCCACCGCCACCUCCAUUUGCAAUGAGAAAUGUCUAUCCACCGAGAGCUUUUCCUCAUUAUCUUCCCCCAAGAGCUGGAUUUUUUCCCCCACCCCCACAUGCUGAAAAUAGAAGUGAGUUCCCAUCAGGGUUGACUCCACCUUCAAAUGAGCCUACUACUGAUAAUCCAGCACCACAGCAAGAAACUUAACCAUAUUUUUGAUCUCUCUUCAAAAGUAAUUUUGACUUCUCUCUUAUUUUCAGCUUAAGUAACGGCUGUUACUUAACCUAUUAUACUUUUGCUCACAUAAGAGCUUAAUGGAAUUAAAACUCUCAGGAUAGUAUUUUGUAAAUAAAGAUGAUUUAAAUAUGAA